AUGUUACGUCAAACAAUAAUCAGAUCAAUUAAACCAUCAAUUGCUUUUAAUUCAAACAGAAUUGUCACUAGAAAUUAUGGAAUUGUCGAUGCUGCAACUCAAGCUGUUUUCGGUAAAAAAGGUUUAAAUGAGAAAAAGGAAAAAGAGGGAAGAUUGGAAAGAGAUUUGGAAGAAGCUAACCUUGAUGUAGGCAGAAAAUUGGCCUCAGACAUAGGGGAAGGACAAAAAAUUGCCGGAGAUAUCAAAACAGACGCCAAGGACGCCAAAAGAGAUGUUAAAGAUGGAUUACAUGAUGCCAACAUGUCAGCUGGUAGGGGAUUUGCAGAUGUAUUAGGUGAUGGAGAAGACGUUGCAGCAGAUACAGAGAAACUUGGAGAUAAAAUCAAGUCAGGAUUGGAAGAAGCUAACUUGAAAACUGGAAAAGUAUUAGCAGAUGCUAUAAAUACUGCACAGGAAACCGGGGAUAAAAUUGCAAAAGAUACUCAUGACAUUAUAGAUGGUACUGGAUCAACUACUGAAAAUUUAAAAAAUAAAGCUUAUCAAGCCGCUGAUAGAGUCAACAAAAAGACUGGUGAAGUAUUAGCAGAAGGUGUUGAUAAAACCCAACAAGCAGCAGAUCAAGUUAAUAGAAAGACAGGUGCUGCUAUCGCUGAUGCUACGGAAACUGGUGAAAAAGUUUACAACAACUUAAAAGAUGAAGAACAUACUGAAAGUGAACUUGAAGAAGCUAGAGAAAAAGUAGAAAAGAAUGCUGCUGGUUACAAAGACCUUCAAGAUAAAGGUAAAGAUGUUCCAAAUAUACAAAACAGAACUUCUGAUUUAAUGUAA
Messenger RNA from Lodderomyces jiufengensis, 828 nucleotides. RefSeq lists its product as uncharacterized. The transcript has a single exon. NCBI's taxonomy places the organism in Eukaryota, Fungi, Ascomycota, Pichiomycetes, Serinales, Debaryomycetaceae. The coding region runs from base 1 to 828 and encodes 275 amino acids. The record is from RefSeq and is a predicted model, not a curated record.